AUUAAUCUCUGAUGUUUGGUUAAUUAGAUGUCUGCUAUAUUCUAUUGGGAACAUAAACGUCAAAUCGAAGUUACGAGACUGUAAAAGUUCGCGUUUAACAAUGUAACGGAGAUAGAUGAAGACUAUAAAUUAGCAGAUGUCUGGAAACUAAUUUAUGUGUCUUUAAGGGAUAGCUGGAAACGGAACCGUUGGUGCUGCUAUUGUAAAUAAUUCCUGCAAUGGAGAAAUCACCAAAAUAUUUGCUGCGGCGUUCUUUGGGCAAUGAAGCUGUACAGGUAGUUGUAAGAUGUCGUCCCAUGAAUGAGAAAGAGAUGUCAAAUGGGUACAAGCGUGUCAUCGAAGUAUGGCCAGCACGAGGUGUUGUGGAAAUAACAAAUCCUAAAGAUGAUACUAAGGAAAGUGCAAAAGUUUUUACUUUUGAUGCUGUUUAUGAUUGGAACUCCAGACAAGAAGACUUGUACGAGGAAUCUAUCCGACCUUUGGUUUCCUCGGUUCUUGAUGGUUUCAAUGGUACAAUUUUUGCCUAUGGACAAACAGGAACUGGGAAAACAUACACAAUGGAAGGUUCGAAGUCAGAUUCUUCUCAAAAGGGUGUUAUACCAAAAUCUUUUGAGCAAAUUUUCAAUUAUAUAUCCCGCUCAUCAAAUAUGCAGUAUUUAGUUCAUGCAUCAUACCUGGAAAUAUACCAGGAAGAAAUAAGGGACCUUUUAAAUCCAGACCACGCACAACACCUUGAACUCAGAGAGAAGCCAGAUGUUGGAGUUUAUGUCAAAGAUAUUUCAUCGUUUGUGUGCAAAAGUGUCCAUGACAUUGAACAGGUCAUGUUCCUUGGAAAUAUGAACAGAAGUAUUGGAGCUACAAACAUGAACGAACAUAGUUCCCGUUCUCACGCCAUAUUCAUGGUAACUAUUGAAAUGGGAGCAACGGGAGCAGCAUUAAAAAAGGUUAUUCGUGUGGGGAAGCUGAAUUUGGUGGAUCUCGCUGGCAGUGAAAGGCAGAGUAAAACGGGAGCAACGGGCGAAAGACUUAAAGAAGCUUCUAAGAUUAAUCUUUCCUUGUCAGCUUUAGGAAAUGUUAUAUCAGCUUUGGUGGAUGGCAAAACUUCACACAUUCCAUAUCGGGAUUCAAAAUUAACCAGGAUAUUGCAAGAUUCUUUGGGAGGAAAUUCAAAGACUGUGAUGAUUGCAAACAUUGGUCCAGCAAGUUAUAACUAUGAUGAAAGUCUGACUACCCUGAGGUAUGCCAAUCGAGCGAAAAACAUUAAAAAUAAGCCUAGAGUGAAUGAAGAUCCUAAAGAUGCAUUGUUGAGAGAAUACCAACAAGAGAUUUCUCGGCUGAAGAAACUUCUGGCUGAGAAGCAGUUGAACAGAGUUCUGGACAUGCAGAGUGAGAAAGGUAAGAAAGGAGGGAAGCAGAUGUAUGGUGACGACUCGGAGCUGUCCAAUGACGAAUGUUCAGACGAACAGGAUAACAAGAAGAAGAAACUGCUGAACAUUUCAGCCCAUGCGCUGCCAGAGGACAAGCAGAAGAUAACUGAAGAACUGAAGCAAAGGAAAGAGCAGAUUGCGAAAGAGAAGCGGGAAGCGGAAGAACUGCAAGCGCAGAUAACGUUCAUGGAGAGCAGCUUGCUGUGUGGGGGCAAGAACAUAGUGGACCACACAAACGAACAGCAGAGGGCUCUGGAACAGAGACGCCAGGAGAUUGCAGAGCAAAAGAAACGGGAAGUAGAAAUGAGGCAGCAGCUAGAAUUGCAAGAAGAGUCCGCUGUGGAAAUUCGUGAGACUUACACAAAUUUGCAGCAAGAAGUAGAAGUGAAAACUAGAAAGUUGAAGAAACUUUUUUCAAAACUGCAAGCCACGAAGCAAGAAAUUUAUGAUGUAACUGAAGAGUUCAAUCGCGAUCGCCGAGAACUGGAGCUUACACAGAAUGAGUUGCUCAAAGAAUUAAAGAAGAAAUGUGUGAUAAUAGAAAAUUUCAUUCCGUGUGAUGAAAAAAACAAGCUAAUUGUUCGCAUAUACUAUGAUGAAGAGAAUGAUGCAUGGUGUAUGAUGCCGUUGAAGGCAGAAGAAAGUCUGUUCUGCAAACGCCCAGUAAACAACGAAGGAAGCAGGCGGCCUGUGUCUGAUUAUGGUCGCGUUGCAAUCAAGGUGGGCCGUGAUCAUCGCUAUCACGGGGAAAAUGUAAUAAAUGUGGAACUGGACAGCCACACACGGACUACAGGCGACUACCACGGGCCGGCUGUAGCUCCUAAGAUCCAAGCUGUCUUGGACGAAGCACUCAAGGACGAGGGAGAUAUAGAUGUCGAUGCAGCCUCGUUGUGCAAUAGCCAUGUUUUCAAAUCGAAGCUUUAUCGCAAGAAUUACAGCAAAGACAAGUUUUUAAAAAUUAAUAACAUCAGAAACGGCACGUACACAACCCCAGCCAGAAAUGGCCUGUACGUGCAGUCACAGUUGCCGGUGUUUCCGAAGACUCGAGGUCUUGUUCCGAAGUAGCUGGUGUGUUUUCACAUCAGUCGUGGCUGCUGGAGCCAUGCUGCAGAGGUCCACACCCUGUGGUGUUACCUCGCUCGUGUCGGACUUCUGUCGUCGGAGAUGAGCCCGCCAGUGGAACUUGUCUGUGCAGCAACGAAGGUGCAGUGUACUUCAAGAACAUGUCCGAUAACAUUUUAUCCUGCCAUGAUAAUUUGAGUGUGCAUAAAUCUAGUCACAUAAUUAAAAGUGAUAUAGUUAUUGAUAGCUUAAACCAUCUCAAUAUUAUUUGUUAUUUCAUUUAUUUGUUUAGGAUAAUGUAUGUGGUUCAAGUUGUAGUCACAGGUGUAAUCUCACUUUUGAAUAGUUAAUUUAGAUGUUUACAUGAUGAAACAUAGCUGCUUUAAAGGAUUAGAAUUGGGCAGCUUUAUCAAGUACCAUUUUGUUGGUGAAAUUGUGUCAUAUUAUUUUAAGAAGCUUUUUGUUGUUAACAUUUAAAGAAGAUGAUUUAUAAGUGUGGUAGUUUAGGUCUCCUGUUUUAGUGAGUGAUUUUCAUUAUGAAAAAAAAAUCACUUCAGUAGGGUGAGAGGAGUCUUUUCACAAUGUAACAUUUUGAAGAAACACAGCAAGAGUGCAUUUAUUUUUAUCAUAUCCAAACUUUUAUUCAGUUAAAAGGAAUUUUUUUUUUAUUAAGUUGGGAGCUGGUUACUAAUAUCGGUAGACUCCCGGUAAAAUGAGGCGGUCUGGGGAGAUACCUUACUCGUGCGUUGUAGAUUAGCCAUGCCAUUGAGAAGUACACCUGUCCAAUGACCAAAAAAUUUUUCAAGCAUUUAAAGAAAGUGUGGUAUUUUUCAGGCAGCUGUAGAAGCAUGCACACAUCCUCCUAACUUUGCUUCAGGCAGCCAAUUAAUGUGUACUAUCCGCAUGUGGUGUGAUUUUGUAUACUCUGCUUUUUAAAUAAACUAUCCGCAUGUGGUGUGGUAAAAUGAGGCGGUCUGGGGAGAUACCUUACUCGUGCGUUGUAGAUUAGCCAUGCCAUUGAGAAGUACACCUGUCCAAUGACCAAAACAUUUUUCAAGCAUUUAAAGAAAGUUUGGUAUUUUUCAGGCAGCUGUGUGUGUGUGGGUGUGCAUAUAUACACAUACAUACAUGCACGCUAACACUGGAAUAAGGCACAUACCCUUUGUUGAGUUUUUUUGCAGUUAUCACCGGAAUAGGGUUUUAUUUCUCAUCACUAACGAAUAAAUACAAAAGAAGCAGAAUGGAACGUAUCAUGGUCAUCAUCAUCCGCACACAGCGACAGUGAGUCCAUGUGAGUGGUGUCCGAAGGUGGAAUGUAGACGUGCAUCCAUGGUUAUUGUUGACGAAGAUACUAAAAACUUUUCCAUUUUAUUUUUUUUUUCUGGUGAGGGACACAAUUCUACCUGUGGUACAUAAUAACUGAUGUUAUACCAAACCGCAUUGUAUCGGGCUUCUACUGUAUGUAAUCAUUACCCAGUAACAGUAUUAGGUCACUAGUUUCUACUGAUUAAACUGGUUUGUUGCAUAAACCUAAUUAACCAUGUUCCAAAUUGUGAGAAUUGAAAAUGUAGCAGAAAAGAGGAAAAACAUUUAUUAAAUUGGUCAUUUUGUUUGCCAUAACAUAUAUAUAAUGUGCAUCAUUGGCUGUCAUACAGCAGUACUCUAACCAAGUUUUUUUUUUACUGAUAAAAAUAUUUUAAUAUAAUAAUAACACUUGCAAAUUUAGAAAUUAUGUUCAUAGCAAUGGAUGUGAAUUCUUGAGUGUAGAAUUGUAGACCCUGAUUACAAAUAAUUUACCUGAUUGAAUGAUGACUUGUUGUGUACAAUUUUAUAUUACUGUUAUAGUCUAUUCAUAGUAGUUGUUUUCAAGUUUUCUGAAUGCCUUAUUGAUAAGGACAAGAUUAUAUGGUGAAUUACGAUAAAACCGAAAUAACACCGAAAAGCAUGUCAAAACACUGAAAUACAGCAUCAAAAUGUAAGUUAUAUCAUGGAAUAAGUAGCGUUUAGCCAAAACUUAAUUCAAAUCAUAAAAAAAAUGAAUCUUUAAAUGUUUGAAAUUCAAGGAAUAUCAUUUCCAGACAAAAAAUUAUACCAAACUGCAUGGAUCAAAACUAACGCAAACAGAUGAAUGGUGAAACGCGAUUCUCAGAUGGCUUGCCACUUGCCACCGAACAGUGCGGCUGAAUGCAGAUUGGGUACUCGCCGUCUGUAUCGUCGCAUGUCCCAGCGAGUGCCUUGUCUGGACUCCUAGCUGUCUCGUCCGCCGUCUCCUAGCUCUGCAGCACGGAACCCAGUGAGCAAGCUGGUAGAUAUUUAGUAACAGAUCCCAAACCCAUGACACAUACGGGUCUCUCUUCGGACUGGCAACUACUCAUCGAACGAGCGGGUACAGAUGUUGGAUCCGAUCCCGUGCUCGAGUGGUGACGUCUGUGGCAGCUCGGGUGUCAACCCCGGGGGCUACUCGCUGCUGGUCAUGUUACUCACCUAGCGAGUAACGACUCGUGGGUAGAGGACUCGAACCCGUUCCAUCAAGGCGAGUCUCUCAACACCCGUUAAGUUUCCUCGGUGUGCCUGAUGUCGUGACUCCUGACGUCCCGAGUCUCGGGCAGCCUGAUUGACGGCCUUGUCUGCUGCCUUGCAUGCAGUCAUGGUUGAAACCACUGAGAAUAUUCUGAAUCUAGGUCUCACUGAGCUCAGGCCUGUUGCAUUGCAUUAUACUCACUCCCGCGGCACGUUAGACUCAGUCAGGCGAAUCGCUCUGCUGGUCGGGAAAAGAGGUAAUGGGCAUGUUACAUAUUUUUUACGGAAACAUGCACCGGACUGUAAAAAUAUUAAAUUUCGUUUGCCAAAAAUGUGACACUUUAUUUUAAAGAGUUCUUUUUCUUGUUAGGCAUUGUAUUGCGCAGAAUUACAAUAAUUUUUUUGCUUAUUUUUAGGUGUUUAUCGUCACAAGUUUCUACUCAGGCAUGCGUCAGUUUAACCCCGAACUGUUAUUUUAUAAUAGUCUCACUAGUAAGUAUAUUAUUUUCUCUCAAAUCGUAAAUGAAUUGGAGGGUAACUUGCACCAUGUAUAGGUUAGGUCGAGCAAAGUACAGUGUUUAGGCCCAGUCUUCAGCUAAUUUGAACAUUAUUUACACAUAAUUCCAUAUAAUUUUAACUGAAUACACGUGCAUGGUCAAAUACUAAUAUUUCAUAGCAAUAUCAUCACGUUUUCUUAUAAAUAAUACACUUUCUUCUCAGGCACGACAUGUUUUGCAAACUCAAAUUUGGUUUUGGCUAUUGUAGUCUAUUAACCGUGUAUUCCGAGAUACUUUUCAUUUCAACAGCAGUCCCUGUUUAAAGGAGCUGGUAACAUGAGAAGUAAGUAGGCCUCAAAGUUUGCGUAUUGUAAUGAAAAUAGUAGCAGUGAAAAUGCGAACUCUGUGUGAUGCAUGGUUCUCGAGAUGUGAGCGUGCGAAGUGUGGAAAGCAACAGGACGCGACCGCACUAGUGGCCCAGAGCCAAGCUCACCCCUGUCUAGCUUACGGUAUGCGUUGGGCGUUGUUUCCUUUUGUUGGUGAGUUCUUGUGGUGAAAGGUGAAAUAAUGUGUAGCUUACUAAGUAGUUUAAAGAUGCUUCGUGUUGGCCUGCAGAUAAAGCAAUAAGUAUCCUUCCAUAAGUGUCUGUCCUGUGAAAAAUCAGCAGUUGGCUAUAAGCUCUAAACAAUGGGUGAAGAAAUUCAGCUGGGAUUGCUUUGUACCAAAUAAAUACACGAAUGUUUGUUGUGUUCACUUUCAAGAUAAUUCAUUUGAACUGUCCUUUAAGGACAAAUUUUCUUUUUGACGUGACAACGUCUAAUAAAUCGAUGAACGCCGGCUGCACGCACGAAAAAGUGUCCCACUAUGGAUGUCCCACUACGGAUGUUCCUGUUUGCUCAUUGUACGCAUGCGUGGCAUCUCUCUUCAUGCUCAUUGUACGCAUGCGUGGCAUCUCUCUUUAUGCUCAUUGUACGCAUGCGUGGCAUCUCUCUUCCACUCGAUUGGAGGGACCAUCGAUUUGACUUUUCAAUCAUAUUUUCGUCGUUUGAAUUAUUAAUAUUAUGUAAUUUAACGAUCGUCCACCGAUUUUCAGAACAAUCAGUACGGUUAUUUAAAAGUAAUGUUGAAUUUUCAAAUAUGUUUUGAACCAACAAUGGUGUUUUACAGUUACACAUAAUAAUUCAAAUUACAACCGGGAUCUUUUGCACAAUGUUUUAAAAAAUAUUGUAACACCUUUGGUGUAUUUGGGAUGCGUAUUUGUUAUAAAAUCGAGUUAUUAAAACGAAAUAAUAUUAUUCCCCUGCCGUGAACAAAAUUUUUAUAACUGUGUAUAUAAUAUCUGAAACUGUUAAUAAUUUAAUAUGGCCUCGUGGCUGAGUAGUCAGCGGCGCUAUUUUCUAAUUGUAAGGGUGUCGGUUCAAAUCCCGGCAGGUUUUUUUUUUUUGAACUUGUAAAAAUAAAUACGGCGCAUGUAACAUUUCAAAAGUAAUAAAUAUAUUUGAAUAAUGAAUGCAAAUAAAAGUAAAUUUAUUAAUUAAAUCGUACAUUUCAUUUCACUCCUUUGUAUCCAUACAAAAUAGUGAUAAUUCAAUAAAAAUGAUACAAUUUUAUUCAUAAAAGUAUGCAGAGGUAGAUUUUAUCAUACAAAAGAUAGAAAAAUUUAAAAAAAUUCUUCCUCAAAGAAUAUAAUAUUUUUAAUGCCUAAAUGGUUUGGUUGCAAAAACCUAUUACGGCUCAGUCUCAGGCCGAAUAUGAUAUUUCCUUUUCUUCUGGAUCAAUCAUUUCAUCAAUGUUUUGUUAUGACGUUGUCACGUUAAACUAUCGUCCGUAAACCGACUUUACAGACAACCAAUUUUUUUCAAGAAUGUGUGCACCAGCUGAGUUAAAAUGGUAGUUAGAGCAGUGAAAUCAUUGAUUUAGUUUUAUUACAUAAAGGAAAAGUGGAUGGUGAACUUGAACAAUCUACACGUGACAUUUCGUUAGAAAAACGUGACACAAAAAUUUCAUGUGACCUUUUUUGUUUGGUUUACCUAAGUGGGUUCUGGAUAUUCUUUUCUUGUUCCCUAAACACAGACAGAGAUUACUUGUUAUUUUUUCCCCAAUAGGAGCCCAAGGGUUUACCCACUUCACAAUUUGUAUGUAUGUAACAAACCGUCAUACCCUAUUUGUAAUGUUCCUAGGUCUUGCCUUUCAAACUCUGUCGUAGCAUGUAACAUCAUGGUAUGGCUGGCCAUGUUUAAAGUAUCUCAAAAUAAAUUAAUGUAAAGGAAUGCCACAUGGCGAGUAAUACGCACACCAGUCUCUCGAAGGUUGGACAUGUGUUCAAUCUCGUGACAAUACACGUUUCCUUAACAGUUUUUCCCUUGCAACAUGCUCUUCACAUCCACACCAGUUUGUGUUCGUUUGCCUCAUCGCUGCUGGUUCCAGUUCAUCUGCUUCUGGAUUAAACAUAUAUGGAUGCACAUUUUCAGUGUUCAUUUUCACUACAGUAAUGUUUAGGUUUUCAAAGAAUACAAAAACAAAACAGUUGGAUAGAAACAACGAAACCAGUGCCAUUGAAAUACGCCGUGGCGGCGUGUGGCUGGCCGAGCCAGGGAACAUAUCUCCGCUCCUGAGAAGCACAUAGUUCUCAGAGUUCUUUCCCAACACCCCUCGUCGAGUGUUUGUUAGAGUCACGUCACAUGUGAAAAUUGAGUUUCGUUUGGUGCCAACUCCUUUAAAUGUUAUUGUUUUACUAUGAACUGUUGUUUCAAUAACUUAAAAACUGUUUUACUGUAAUUUUGACUUGCUCAGUGGCCACAUAUGUAUAAUUGUUAGGGACCGGAAAAAUUUGCGGGUUCAAUGACCUGUAGGAUGAACUCCAUAGUUCUACGUACACUCGGUCAAAUGUGACCCACUUAUUGGCUGCUGUCUUGUGAAACAUCCCAACGUAGCAGCCUGUGAUUCGAUAAAGCUUUGGCCGGGUGUUUCUCAUUGGCCCAGCGUCAUCCAGGUGAGUUGUGAGCCAAUAGCAGAGGCUGCAUUGUGGUAUAACUAUUUGUAUUUUAACCUAUUGCGAAAUGAACUCACGAAUUUUUCUGGUCUCUAAUAAUUGGUUAUAAUUCUGUUGGUUAAAAUAGUAUAUUUUUAAUAGAACAUUAGGUUGUUUGUAUAGGAGACUUGUUAACAUUAUUUCUGCAUAAUAUCCUAGAAGGUGAAAUGAGUGAUCUUAGUUAAAUGAUCAUGUUUUAAAUGUAGGUUUUAACUCAACUUAAGGAAAAAUAGAUUCUCCAACAUCCCAGAGGUGGUGUUCCUCUUCUGUACUGUUAUUGUAUUACUGUACAGACAAAUAGCCUGUAAUAUUUUUUUCUAAGCUUUUACAUUUUAUGACAAUUCUAGCUUAAUAAGUUAGUUAAAUUUAAUAUUUUUUUUGCUGAAAUGUUUAAUAAAGUAAUUCAUAUAAAUAUUUCCUAUCAUUGUGCAUGCUUUGUUAUUGAUAACAGAAGAGAUUGCAAUUGUGCUAUUAUUUUACUACCACAAAGCAAACCUAUCAAUUGUUAUAAAAAAAGUUUUUACAAAAUAUUGUGUUCUCAUGCCAGAAAGUUGACCAGAAUUAAAUAUUUGUAACACACUAUUUAUAGAUACAUGUCUGUAAGUAACUUAUUUUUUUUUUACUGGCCAGUUAUAGAAGCUAUUUAAAAUCUUAAAAAGUAUUACUAGGAACCACGAUUUUGUCAUGAACAUUUGUUGUCUCUUGUUUUGUUAAGUUUAGACUCAUUUAAUGUAGACGUACUAACUAGAUACAUUGUUCUGGAAAAGUAAUAAUCAUAUUAUGAAAAAUUUAUCUUAUAAAGUUUAAAUAAAAACAUUAAAAAAAAUAUAUUUGUAUUUUCACAAACAUUUGAAUUCAGAUAGACGAGGAAUAACGGUCAAAUAGUCCUUCUGUGGACAUAAAGUAUUUUACAUGUUACUUUUUUGAACUAAACAGAUUAUUUUACAUUUAAUUAUUAUUAAAUCUUUACAUUUUUAUUUUGUGUGUGUGCUUGAUUUCUGAAGACUGCACAGUGAUGUUCCUAUUUGUUGUAUGCAAUUUUCUCUGUGUAGUGUUCCAAAAUGCUCUGUUAUGUCAUUUUGAAUUUUUGUGGUUGAUAAUUGUGUAAACAGCUAAUAUUUUUGUUAUAUGUGUUGCCAGUCAUUUUUUAGUGUGAAAUAUUUAUAAAUAGAACAUAAAUCAGUUAAAAUGUUGGCUUUUUUUGUUGAUUUUAUCUGUCAAGCACAACCAUGUAUAAAAAUAAACUAGCACCAUACUUACUUGUUUGCAAUAAAACCUUUAAAAAUAUAUACAGCAGUUAUUUACUAAAGCUAUUGGAAUGUAAUUUUACUGGAUUUUAUUUGCAAUUAUACCCACCUUUCCAGGUGAAGUCAUAAUUUAUUCCAGGAAAAUAGAGCUUGUUCCAGUAAAAUGCUUUUUUGUCUCGUAAGAGUGUCUACCAUCAAAAUAAUUCAUAAUACAACCACUGAAGUACGUUUGUUUACUCCUACUUUUAAUCAUGACAUUGUAUUCAAAUUAUUAGUGAUGCAUCUAAAUACAUUUAAUAGUGUGGUAUAACUGGGGCAGGGAAAAUUUUUAAAAAUCAUUUUUACCAAAUAUUUAACAUUCAGAAAAUUUUGAAAAAUAAGUCCCAAUAGGCCGGUGUUAUCCCCAGGUAACAUAAACAACCACCGGGAGGUUUUUCGGCUAGGUCUAGAAUUCACACAGUUUCUUAAAGUGAAAGCACAAAAAAUAUGAAACACCAUAAGCUUCCAAAAAUUAAAAUAAUUAAAAGCUAUAU
Molecule: messenger RNA, 10317 nt
Organism: Bacillus rossius redtenbacheri
Lineage: Eukaryota; Metazoa; Arthropoda; Insecta; Phasmatodea; Bacillidae
Product: kinesin-like protein KIF3B
Exons: 16
Coding region: 219-2492 (757 amino acids)
Biological process (GO): spindle elongation; microtubule-based movement; mitotic spindle organization
Cellular component (GO): microtubule associated complex
Molecular function (GO): microtubule motor activity; ATP binding; microtubule binding
Source: RefSeq, a predicted model, not a curated record